GAUGGAGAGAGCAAGUCGCCUUAUGCAUUCAGUGGGGAUCAGUGGAUUGGCUACGACAAUGUCCAGAGCAUCGAACUCAAGAUGCAAUUGGUGCAGUCACGAAACUUGGGCGGCGCUAUGACUUGGUCCAUCGAGACCGACGACUUCCGCGGGAUGUGCGGGGAAACGUAUCCGCUGUUGAAGGCAAUGAACAGGGGAUUGGGAGUGGAUGUGGGCAACGGAGGAGGAGGUUCUGGCGGCGGUGGUGGUGGUGGUGGAACAGGCGGUGGUGUAACUGCUGCACCUACACCUAAACCGACUCCUGAAGGCGGCGGCGGCAACGGCAAUGGCGGCAACGGCAAUGGCGGCAGUGGAGGUGGAUCCAGUGAGGGUUGCACGGGAGAUGGCUACUUCUGGCAGAUUGGGGACUGCAAUCGCUUCUAUCAAUGCGUGAAUGGGGCUCGCUACGACUUCAGUUGCGGAGAGGGUCUAUAUUUUAACCCUGAUACACUCAGCUGUGGCUGGCCCGCAGAUGUCAAUUGCCCCUAUUAAGAUUCUAAAUAAAUAAAGAAUAA
Molecule: messenger RNA, 554 nt
Organism: Drosophila navojoa
Lineage: Eukaryota; Metazoa; Arthropoda; Insecta; Diptera; Drosophilidae
Product: chitinase-3-like protein 1
Biological process (GO): carbohydrate metabolic process; chitin catabolic process
Cellular component (GO): extracellular region
Molecular function (GO): chitinase activity; chitin binding
Source: RefSeq, a predicted model, not a curated record